AUGCCAUUUUCCAUGCUUUCCUCACUCUCACCAUUCCCCAAUGCCAUAUCUCUCUCUUCAGUGCCUUUGUCUCGCUUGACCAGACCCCAAAUAUCAUCCAAAUUGCUUCCACCUCUCCUCCAACGUCACAUCGUUCUAGGCUGUGGGCAAGUAUCGGUUGAUCUCUUGGCCACUGUUCCUUCUUUCCCUAACCCAGACGACAAAAUCAAGAGCAUUAACUUAAAGCUAGUGGUGCUCAUUGGGAACGGACCAAGUGCCGUCGACAUUUUGAAAGAGAUCUCUCCUCUUGCAAAACAAGUUCACAUGGCUGUUAGAACACCUUUUAAGUUGUUAAAGAUUGAAUGUGCGUAUAAAGAUGGUAAUGUAGAGAAUUUCAAGAUGGAACAAUCGUUGAUGCAGAUGUAUAAAUACCAUUAUCCAUUUCUCAAGUCAAACGGGAUAGUUACUGUAGAUGACAACCGUGUUGGACCUCUGUAUAAACACGUUUUCCCGCCCACUUUAGCCCCUUGGCUUUCUUUCGUGGGACUAAUUUACAGGGUGGUGAUCUUUAAAGUGAUGGAAUUACAAGCGAAAUGGGUGGCAAAAGUUUUGUCAGGUACGUUGGAGCUGCCGUCCCAAAAAGACAUGGCAUCUUCGGUCGAACAACUUUACAGGCAGAUGGAGAACACUGAAUUGCCCAAGCAUCAUACUCAGCCUUGA
This is a messenger RNA of Hibiscus syriacus, 699 nucleotides long. Its product is annotated as flavin-containing monooxygenase FMO GS-OX-like 3. The transcript has 5 exons. Bases 1 to 699 code for a protein of 232 amino acids. NCBI's taxonomy places the organism in Eukaryota, Viridiplantae, Streptophyta, Magnoliopsida, Malvales, Malvaceae. Gene Ontology annotation, molecular function: N,N-dimethylaniline monooxygenase activity; flavin adenine dinucleotide binding; NADP binding. The record is from RefSeq and is a predicted model, not a curated record.